Penicillium lagena is the source of this 1833-nucleotide messenger RNA. RefSeq lists its product as uncharacterized. Gene Ontology annotation, biological process: regulation of DNA-templated transcription; DNA-templated transcription. The transcript is spliced from 3 exons. Bases 1 to 1833 code for a protein of 610 amino acids. The record is from RefSeq and is a predicted model, not a curated record. Gene Ontology annotation, molecular function: zinc ion binding; DNA binding; DNA-binding transcription factor activity, RNA polymerase II-specific. NCBI's taxonomy places the organism in Eukaryota, Fungi, Ascomycota, Eurotiomycetes, Eurotiales, Aspergillaceae.
AUGUCGCCGAAGUCUCCGAAGUCUCCGAAAUCAAACUCGGGCCACCCGAAAAUUAUUGCCCGGGCUUGUCUUCUCUGCCGGAGCCGAAAGAUCCGCUGUGACACGGCUAGGCCGCGUUGCACAGCGUGCGCCAGCCAGAAUCGAGAAUGCGUCUACCACUUUGAGACGCCGCGGAAAAGACCAACGCUUGCCCAAAUCAAUGAAUUGCAACAAGAGCGAACUUCUCUCAAGUCCUUCAUAGCAGCUCUCAAAAAAGCAUCUACAGAGGAACGAGAUGUACUACUAUCGUCGACCUCGAUAGAGAGUGUGCGCUUCGAGGCACCACCAGAAGAAGCGAGUCAAUAUUCAAAGGCGUUGAUCGAAGGAAAUUAUUCCAGACAAUCUCCGCGCCGCGGUAGCUUAAUGAGUGUGAUUGACUCGGACGAUGAAGAUCUGGACGUGACACAGUUCAUUUCCAUCGAUGAAGCGGGCAACCCGAGUACUUUUGGUCCCUCAUCGGCAUUACAUGUUCCCACUAAUGGAGAGCAAGUCCUGCCCUCCGCCAAAAGCCAAACAUUGGAACACAGGAAGAACAGCCUAAUUGCCAAUGCAGCUCUACAACGACAGUCAGAACAUGAAUUUUCUCGAUUCACUGAUAUUGCGGGCGUGCCAAUACAGCUCGCCCUCCAUCUGUUAAAUGUGCAUUGGUCUCGACAGCAUCACACAUUCCUCUUGACCUACCGUCCCGCAAUUAUGCGCGAUCUGAAGACGGGCGGCCCGUACUCAUCGCCUUUUCUGCUUAAUGCCAUAUUUGCUUGUUCCAGCAAGUUCUCAGAAGAAAUGCAGCACCAAGACAACCCCUUCUUCGUUACUUGUGACAGGCUAAUUGCCGAGCAGGGUCUGCUCAUGAACCCCAGCAUUCCAACCGUGGUGGGACUCGUACUUCUCGGGUCGACAUACAAUGCACGUGGGGAUAUCUCCAAGUCAUGGCUGUUCACCGGGUACGCUCUGCGCAUGGCAUAUGACUUGGGGCUUCAUCUCGAUCCCCAAGAGACUACUGAUAAUGCUGAAGACAUUGAAAUUCGCCGACGUGUCUUCUGGGGCAUAUUUAUCUGUGACAAACUGCAGAGUCUAUAUCUAGGACGACCAGUUGGUCUCCAUCUCCGUGACACCCGUGUCUCCCGUGACUUUCUCGACACUUUCGAAGAAAACGACGUUUUCGUGUCCUCUGCGCCAUGUUCCUCGCCAAUAUACUCGGUUUCUGUUUUUCGACAGAUGUGCUCACUAUCAAAAAUUAUGGCUGUCAUCAUAGAUCGAUUUUAUGUGGUGGGCGCCACUUUCUCCAAUGCCCAUUCUAGCCUACAAAUGUUGGACUUCCAAGUCCAAGGCGAGAACCCCGGUUCGUAUCCAGCACCCAACGUGAUGAACUUGCAUGGCAUCUACCAUUCCCUUAUUAUUUUGUUGCAUCGGCCGUUUAUCUCAGAUGGCCAUCUCCGCUCAAGGACUGUACCACAACACUCUUGGGUCCAUUGCACUACGGCGGCGCAGAUGAUCUCCCACAUUGCCGAAUCCUAUAAAGCGGCGUAUGGCCUCUCCAAAGCACCUUACAUCCUCAGCUACGCCAUUUACGUUGCGUGUACAAUCCAUGUACGAAAUGCUGCCGGAGAAGUAACAGGGAGUUACGAGCAUGUUUCGCUCUUGCGAGCGGGACUUGAGUGCCUUAACAUCAUGUGCCAAGCAAAUCCCGGAAUCAGACGCCCCGUGAGCAUUAUUCGGAGGCUCAUUGCAGCAAAUAAGAUUAAUUUGGAUAUUGGUGAGUUUUUCCGAUACCCACACGCCGAAAGCAUUAUCUAA